Messenger RNA from Microcebus murinus (gray mouse lemur), 4322 nucleotides. RefSeq names its product TBC1 domain family member 8 (gene TBC1D8). Lineage: Eukaryota; Metazoa; Chordata; Mammalia; Primates; Cheirogaleidae. The record is from RefSeq and is a predicted model, not a curated record.
GGGGCAGCGGGGCCCGCGGUCGCGGGUGCGCGGGCGAGCUGCGCCCGCUGCGCUCCCCCGGCUCUCCGAGCGCUGGGCACGGGCCGGGCUGCGGUCCCCGCGCGCGCAGCAGCCGUCGCCGCCUCUUCUCGAGCGGGCUCGGCCCGGCGCGGCUGGCGGCCGGGGCGAUGUGAGCCGGGGCCCGCGGGCGCGGCCGGACCGCCGCGAUGUGGCUCAAGCCCGAGGAGGUGCUGCUGAAGAACGCCCUGAAGCUCUGGGUGACCCAGAAGAGCAGCUGCUACUUCAUCCUGCAGCGGCGCCGCGGGCACGGCGAGGGGGGCGGCCGCCUCACCGGUCGCCUGGUCGGUGCUCUGGAUGCAGUGUUGGACUCCAACGCCAGGGUCGCUCCAUUUCGGAUUCUGCUUCAAGUUCCUGGGUCCCAGGUUUAUUCUCCCAUAGCAUGUGGUGAGUUACUGAAUGGAUCAGACGUUUACUGGGCCAUAGCCACUGGUGCAACUUUAGAAGAAAUAAACCAGCACUGGGAUUGGCUGGAACAAAAUCUCCUCCAUACCUUGUCUGUCUUUGAUAAUAAAGAUGACAUUGCCAGUUUUGUCAAAGGGAAGGUAAAGGCUCUGAUUGCCGAGGAGGCAAGCAGCAGGCUCGCCGAGCAGGAAGAGGAGCCCGAGAAAUUCCGAGAAGCCCUGGUGAAGUUCGAGGCCAGGUUCAACUUCCCCGAGGCAGAGAAGCUGGUUACCUACUACUCCUGCUGCUGUUGGAAGGGCAGGGUGCCCCGCCAGGGCUGGCUGUACCUCAGCAUCAACCACCUCUGCUUCUACUCCUUCUUCCUGGGCAAGGAACUUAAACUUGUAGUCCCUUGGGUUGAUAUCCAGAAAUUAGAAAGGACGUCCAAUGUCUUUCUGACGGAUACCAUCCGCAUCACCACGCAGAAUAAGGAGCGGGACUUCUCCAUGUUUCUGAACCUGGACGAGGUGUUUAAGAUCAUGGAGCAGUUGGCCGACGUGACGCUCCGACGGCUGCUGGACAAUGAGGUCUUUGACCUGGACCCCGCUCUGCAGGAGCCAAGCCAGAUCACCAAGAGGGACCUUGAAGCCAGAGCGCAGAAUGAGUUCUUCCGGGCUUUCUUCAGGUUGCCGAGGCAGGAGCAGCUGCACGCGGUGGUGGACUGCUCCCUCUGGACGCCGUUCAGCCGCUGCCACACCGCGGGGCGGAUGUUCUCCUCCGACAGCUACAUCUGCUUCGCCAGCAGAGAGGACGGCUGCUGUAAGGUCGUCCUGCCGCUCAGAGAGGUGGUGAGCAUUGAGCAGAUGGAGGACACGAGCCUGCUGCCUCACCCCAUCAUCGUCAGCAUCAGGAGCAAGAUGGCCUUCCAGUUCAUCGAGCUCAAGGACAGAGACCGCCUGGUGGAGGGUCUGCUCGCGAGGCUGAAGCAGGUCCACGCCAACCACCCCGUGCACUAUGACACCUCCACAAAUGACGACGUGACUUCACCUGUGUUUUAUUCAGCAAGCAUAUGCAGUGACCACAGGUUUGGGGAUCUUGAAAUGGUGUCGUCUCAAAACAGUGAGGAGAGUGGGAACGAGAAGAGCCCGCUGCUGCACCCCGAUGCCCUGGUCACCGUCUUCCAGCAGUCGGGUGGCCAGAGUCCUGACUCCCGAAUGUCCAGAGAGCAGAUAAAAGUCAGUCUGUGGAACGACCACUUUGCGGAGUACGGCAGGACCGUGUGCAUGUUUCGCACAGAGAAGAUUCGGAAGCUCGUAGCCAUGGGGAUCCCUGAAUCUUUACGUGGAAGACUUUGGCUCCUUUUCUCAGAUGCCGUGACGGAUCUCGCCGCGCACCCUGGCUACUACGGGAAUCUGGUGGAGGAGUCCCUGGGGAAAUGCUGCCUGGUGACCGAGGAGAUAGAACGAGACCUGCACCGCUCCCUGCCUGAGCACCCCGCCUUCCAGAACGAAACGGGGAUCGCUGCCUUGAGGAGGGUCCUGACAGCCUAUGCCCACCGGAACCCCAAGAUCGGAUACUGCCAGUCCAUGAACAUCCUGACCUCCGUGUUGCUGCUGUACGCCAAGGAGGAGGAAGCCUUUUGGUUGCUGGUCGCCGUGUGUGAGCGGAUGUUGCCCGAUUACUUCAACCACCGGGUGAUUGGGGCGCAGGUGGACCAGUCUGUCUUCGAGGAGCUCAUCAAGGACCACCUCCCGGAGCUGGCGGAGCACAUGAACGACCUCUCAGCCCUGGCGUCCAUCUCUCUCUCGUGGUUUCUGACUCUGUUCCUCAGCAUCAUGCCUCUGGAGAGCGCGGUGAAUGUCGUAGAUUGUUUCUUCUACGAUGGGAUCAAAGCCAUCUUCCAGCUGGGGCUGGCUGUGCUGGAGGCCAACGCCGAGGAGCUGUGUGGCAGCAAGGACGAUGGCCAGGCCUUGAUGGUCCUCAGCAGGUUUCUAGAUCACAUCAAGAAUGAGGAUAGCCCGGGGCCACCAAUUGGCAGCCACCAUGCAUUUUUCUCCGACGACCAGGAGCCCUACCCUGUGACAGACAUUGCUGACCUGAUCCGGGACUCCUACGAGAAAUUUGGAGACCAGUCUGUGGAACAGAUCGAGCACCUGCGGUAUAAGCACAGGAUCAGGGUCCUGCAAGGCCACGAGGACACCACAAAGCAGAACGUGCUCCGAGUUGUUAUCCCGGAUGUGUCAAUUCUUCCUGAGGACCUAGAGGAACUCUAUGACUUAUUCAAGAGAGAGCACAUGAUGAGCUGUUACUGGGAGCAGCCCUGGCCUGUGGCCCCGCGCCACGACCCCAGCAGGCCGUACGCCGAGCAGUACCGCAUAGACGCCCGGCAGUUUGCACACCUGUUUCAGCUGGUCUCACCCUGGACCUGCGGGGCCCACACGGGGAUCCUCGCGGAAAGGACUUUCCGGCUCCUGGAUGACAACAUGGACCAGCUCAUCGAAUUCAGAGCGUUCGUCGGCUGCCUGGAUGUUAUGUACAAUGGAGAAAUGAAUGAGAAAAUCAAACUGUUAUACAGGCUUCAUAUCCCUCCAGCACUCACUGAAAAUGACUGCGACAGCCAGUCACCGUUAAAGAAUCCUCUGUUGUCUACAUCAAGACCCCUGGUUUUCGGGAAGCCCAAUGGCGAUGCAGUUGAUUAUCAGAAACAGCUGAAGCAGAUGAUUAAAGAUUUAGCCAAAGAAAAAGACAAAACUGAGAAAGAGUUGCCCAAAAUGAGCCAGAGAGAAUUUAUCCAGUUCUGUAAAACUUUGUACAGCAUGUUCCACGAAGACCCAGAAGAAAACGAUUUGUAUCAAGCCAUCGCCACGGUCACCACCCUGCUGCUGCAGAUCGGGGAGGUGGGGCAGCGGAGCAGCAGCUCCGGGAGCUGCUCCCAGGAGUGCGGGGAAGAGCUGCAGGCUUCAGCGCCUUCUCCAGAGCAGGACUCAGUCUUUGUGGACACUGGGAAGAGUCCUCAGGACUCCCAGGCAUUUCCUGAGGAGGCAGGAGGGGACUGGACUGUUUCCCUAGAACACAUCUUAGCAUCACUUCUGACUGAACAAUCAUUAGUAAACUUUUUUGAAAAGCCACUAGACAUGAAAUCCAAACUUGAAAAUGCCAAGAUCAAUCAGUACAAUCUCAAAACCUCUGAAAUGAGCCGGCAACCACAGCCUGAAAUGAAGCUGAGUGAGUAACUUGUAGCAAGACAGUAGUUGCUAGGUAACACUGGAGUCUGCCAUACCAAAGCACGACCAGGCUGUUUCUUGGGUUGUCAGCCCAUAAACCCAGAUUUCAGUCUACUUUGAGUACACUUUACAAACCGGGUAUCUGGAUAAGCAACCUGACAAACUGUAGCUGAGGGAAUCGACACAACCCUCAUGCAUUUUUAUUUAUUAAGAGAAUUGCCAGUUGGACAAUGCCAGUGCUGUAGGGUAUCCAUCGGUUCCCUUGAUGCUGUGACUUGCAUUUUUUCUUUUUUAAAUCAGAUUUGCUGAAAUGGGCACUUGCACUGUGAUGUCAGCCAGUAUAAUUUUACUCUCAGAUGGAACACAAGUCAUGUGUCUUAUAACCAAGAGACAGGAUAAGCCCCAAGCCCUCAUUUUUCACUGGGAAGGACAAUGGGAGGUCAAGAAUCAAGCUCACUUUCAAGAUCUAUAGUCCACUAUCUGUGCAAUUGUAUUUGGCUUUUUUUUUUUGCACUAAUUUUUUGUUUCAAUGCUGGUAAUUGAAACCAUUUUAAUAUAUUUGGUUGUAUCCACUUUGUAUGUCCUUCAAAAAUGUUGUGUACAAACCAUGCUUCUAAUGUUGGCCUCAAGUUUUUUAAUAAAAAAUUUUUGUAUUUA